AUGUCUCGCUUUGUUCGUGCCUCAAAGUAUCGCCACGUCUUUGGCCAAACCGGAAAGAAAGAGUUUUCGAUCGAUAAUACAAAGGUUUCUAAUCAAGCUUGGGAUACGAACCUUAUAGCAGCCUCCGGGCAAUAUAUCUCGCUCAACUGGGCAUCUGCUGGUGGUGGUGCCUUUGCUAUCUUGCCACUACCAUCACCAUGGAGUAGCUCUCAAGUCUCGGGAAAGCUGCCAGAUGUGAUCCCACUCGCCAGAGGGCAUCAAGCUCCCGUGCUGGACACGGCCUGGAACCCAUUCAACGACUCUGUGGUUGCAUCAGGAGGAGAAGACGGAAAUAUUCUCGUGUGGAAGGUCGAGGAGAGCGAAUUUGAGGGAUGGGGCUCGGAACACUGGCGACCAGUCGACUUUGAUCCGGUUCAGAGGUUUGAUGCAUCCCCUCGCAAGGUUGGACAGAUCCUCUUCCACCCUACUGCGUCUCACGUUCUCGCGUCUGCCACUGGAGACCAUGUUGUCAAACUUUGGGACCUCGGAAACGUAGAUAACGGACCCCGCUCCACACUUGUUGGACAUGCAGACACUAUCCAAUCUCUUGACUGGAACCCAACGGGUACCCUCCUUGUGACGACGUGCCGCGACCGCAAGAUUCGAAUAUUCGAUCCAAGGACCGGUGGAGAAGCAGUCAGAAUAACGGAUGGGCAUGCAGGUGUCAAGGGCGCGCGUGUUGCUUGGAUGGGUGAUACAGGACGAAUCGCCACCACUGGCUUUAGCAGAAUGAGCGAUCGACAACUGAGCAUUUGGGAUUCUGGGGCACUAUCCAACACAAAGACCUUGUCCAUUGACCAGAGUGCUGGUGUGGUUAUGCCAUUCUGGAGCGAUAACGGUAUUUUGUUCCUGGCUGGAAAAGGUGAUGGGAACGUACGCUACUACGAGUUUGAGGGUGAUGCUGUGUACCCGUUGUCCGAGUACAAGAGCUCUGAACCUCAGCGCGGAAUGUGUUUCCUCCCAAGACGUGCCCUCAAUGUUUCCGAAUGCGAAAUAGCACGAGCAUACAAAGUCACUACGUCGGCUUCUCUUGGAACCAUUGAACCCAUCGCAUUCGUCGUCCCCCGCAAAGCCGACUCUUUCCAAGCUGACAUCUUCCCACCAGCGCCCAGUAUCGAGCCAAGUCUAGAUGCCGGAGAGUUUUUCACGACAAGAGGGGAUAUCACACGGCGCGUCGUCGACUUGAGCUCGGGUGCGACCUCUGCCUUAUCGGGCCCUCUCACUCUUGUCCCGCCUAGUGCCUCUUAUUCGGCUUCACAACCACCGAGCUCUAUCAGCCCAGGAACCUCUGCCACCUCAGCAGCACCAAAGGCCGUACCACCAACCUUGGCCUCUUCAACCGUCUCUUCUACCUUUACGGCCAGUGUUCAACCACCCUCUGCCGGCCUAGGACAGGCAACCUUUUCAAGCUCCUUUAAACCCGCACCAACCCAGGAAUAUAGUGCUGAGAAUGACCUCGCUGCCCUCGCCGAUGAAAACGCUCGACUCAACGGAGAGCUACGAGAGGCGCGUAGUCAGAUUCGAAGCUUGGAACUUCAAUUGGAAGCGAUGCGAGCAAAUGCCCAGCGCGCCGCAAAGGUCUUAUUAGACGGCUGA
Serendipita indica DSM 11827 is the source of this 1635-nucleotide messenger RNA. The record is from the annotation of a GenBank genome assembly. Lineage: Eukaryota; Fungi; Basidiomycota; Agaricomycetes; Sebacinales; Serendipitaceae.